Molecule: messenger RNA, 3006 nt
Organism: Stegastes partitus (bicolor damselfish)
Lineage: Eukaryota; Metazoa; Chordata; Actinopteri; Pomacentridae
Gene: dkk2
Product: dickkopf WNT signaling pathway inhibitor 2
Exons: 4
Coding region: 384-1112 (242 amino acids)
Biological process (GO): negative regulation of canonical Wnt signaling pathway; multicellular organism development
Cellular component (GO): extracellular region
Molecular function (GO): co-receptor binding; receptor antagonist activity
Source: RefSeq, a predicted model, not a curated record
GACAGAGACACAGUGGAAAACCUCUUGUCAACUUUCUUUCUGACCCUCAGAGCAUCAGCAUUUUAACAGAUCUCCACUGACUCCCCUCCAUACUGGGCUUUCUGUCUUUUUUUUUUCUUUUUUUUUUUCCAGAUCACUGUGUCGAUGGCAGUCAUUCUUCUGAAUAUCUGAUUUUCAGGAACCAAAAUCUUGGCAUCAUCACCGCCACUCUCUGUAUUGUAUUCUGGCAAGCGUUACGCAUGGACACUGCCAGGGCGCACACUUCUCAUUGAGAAACUUUUUUUCUUAAUUUUUAUUUUUUUCUACGACACAAAGUUAAGAUUUUUCUUUCUUUUCUCUCUUUUUUUUUUUUGACAUAUUAGUAUUCCUUUUUUCCCCCGAGGAUGCUCGUCUCUACUUGGAAUAGAUGUUGUGCUGUGAUGUUUCUCGUCGCUACACUGAGGACAGGGACAUCACAGGUAUCAGAGGCGCGCCCGAAGGCGAACUCCAUCAAGCCUGCUCUGCUGGAAGAGACGCCGACACCGGCUACCAACCGCUCUGCUGCUGUCACCAAGAAACACAACAUCCUUGUGCAGCAGGUGUAUCCAUGCAGCAAUGAUAAGGAGUGCAGCGUGGGCAGCUACUGCCACAGCCCUCAGCAGGCUCCGUCUCGCUGCCUCACCUGCCGCAGGAGGAAGAAGCGCUGCCAUCGAGAUGCCAUGUGCUGCCCUGGGAACCGCUGCAGCAACUAUAUUUGUGUCCCAAUCUCCGAGAGCGUCCUGUCACCGCACAUCUCAGCGUUAGACGAACACAACAAGCUCUCCAACAAAGACCACAGUUGGAGGAAGGGUGGGAAAGCACAUGCAAAGCAUUCUCUUAAAGGGCAUGAGGGUGACCCUUGCCUUCGCUCAUCUGACUGCUCAGAGGGCUACUGCUGCGCCCGCCACUUCUGGACCAAAAUUUGCAAACCGGUGCUGCGGCAGGGAGAGGUGUGCACCAAGCAGAGGAAGAAAGGCUCUCACGGCUUGGAAAUCUUCCAGCGCUGUGACUGUGCCAAAGGCCUCUCCUGCAAGGUGUGGAAAGACGCCACCUCCUCGUCCAAGUCCAGGCUCCACAUGUGCCAGAAGAUCUGAAGCUGAGGCAGCUGCUGUCGGCGUAGAGGCCUCUGUCUCCAUCUGCCAGGGAAAGUUUUUUAAAGGAUGGGUUGUGGCUGUAUUGAAAGGAGUAAAAGACAGAGACUAACAAGAGACAGAACAGACUGUGUGGGUUCAAGCUCGCUAUUCGGCAAGCGGAGAGCAAAUGGGAAUGCUUUAAUGUGUUUGCUGUGAGUGGUCGAUCCCUGCACCCACAUAAAAAACACGCAUCCUCUCACACACAUUCACGUACCACACAAGCGCACACACACACACACACACACACACACACACACACACCUCACGACUUUGAGAGAUCAAUGAGCUUGUGCUGUGUUUGUUCACAAACCCAACAAACCUUUUUACACAUUAUUACAACAUUCAGGGAGCCACAAAGUUAGCCAGCAGAUGCUGUGAUAGGUGUGGACUUUUUCUAGAUGGAGGCAACACACGUAGCAGUCUUUCAUCAAGCUACAGCUUAUAACAUUACGACAGAUAGACUAUUUACAGACAAGCCAUAUUUUUACCAAAUAGUACAUUCCUUAACGAUCUCUGAAGUCAAUUAGUUUAAAAGAUCUGACGUGUAAUGUGCUGUGUUUAAUUUCUGGAUCUUUUUUCCAUUUUAUGCCAUCAAUUUUUCUCACAAUGUCUCACUCCAUGUUGCUUAUGUAAAGUCUUGAAGAAUUCUGCUAUUGCUAUGCAAAACAUUUACAACCAGUAACAAUGCGCAUACACAUCAUAUUAAAUGAAGAACUGAUUGCACACACUGUUUAUUUACUCAUAUGCGACGCCAAAUACUCCUAAACCAAAGAAUGAACAAACACUUACAUUGGAUUGAUGAGUUUCAUCUGGGGAAUUAACUCCUUGCCCUAUUUUUAGCCACAAGAAGAGAGAUAAAGCACUGUGUUCACUGUGGAAACUUUGUUUGAUCUGUCACAUACAGCUGUAAUCGAUUGUGAUACAACUGUGUGGGUUAAAACAGUUUGCACCGAGGUAGUCCUCUGCUGCAGGCUUAGCGGUUCUUCCGAUACCAGAGCGCGAACCAGACUGGUUCUGCUUUUCCAAUCACAUGAACGGGAUUCAAGGAUAUGAUGGAAUUGCAAUUUUUUUCCGUUUACGAAGCCAAUAUGAAUGGGGAUGUGAGAAGAUUGAUUAAGGUUACAAAAAUGCUCCAUAAGCCUGGUGUUUUCAGGGAGAAUUGCAGUUCGAAUCAACGUUUUCUUUGAUGGCACGCAGCCCUGUUUAUUUCUCUGUUUUUCAAAUAUGCCUGCAUACUUUCUUCUCAUGAAAUAUUGCAGAGCUUUAUGUCGUACUGGACGUGAAGUGUCAGGCCUUUAACAACCACUCAUUACAAACAAAGUCAAUACAAUAUCACAUUUGCCUCCUUUUGCUUUAAUACAUUUUUUUUUUAACAGCAUCAAGUGCGUAUAUUUUGUAACCAUUUAAAAUAUCAAUAAGCUCUUAUAUUGUAAAUAGACUGGAAGCAAUGAAAAUGUAUUUAAGAAUCAAUGUAUAUCAUGUACAUAUAAUAACAUAUGAAUCCUAAACAUUGCAGCAAAAUGAUCUAGGUGAGAAGAGUUAACGGUGGAUGAAACGAGCACAGUUGGAUAGAUUGAAAAUGGUAAAAUCUGUGUGUAUAGAUAAGAGGGGAAAAGACAUAGAUAGCUUUGAUAGCUGUGACUGAUAUUCCAAACUGAAUGCAUCGGAAAAAAAAAAAAAGAUAGUUCCUAAAAGAGAUGACAUUAGUUUCCAAAGUACUUUGUGUAAAUGGUGUGUAAAUGGUGUGAAGAUUUAUAUCCCACUAAAUAUUGUUUGUGUGAAUACUUUGCAAUGAUUUGUUUUGUGUAUUUACAAUGAUGAAUGAAUAAAAGAAUGUAUUUUGUAUCACUGGUCA